AUGGAGCCCGUGACCAAGUGGAGCCCCAAACAAGUGGUGGACUGGACUAGAGGGCUGGAUGACUGCUUGCAGCAGUACGUCAACAAGUUCGAGCGGGAGAAGAUUGAUGGGGAGCAGCUGCUGCAGAUUUCCCACCAGGAUCUCGAGGAGCUGGGUGUCACACGCAUCGGGCACCAGGAGCUCGUGCUGGAAGCUGUUGACCUCCUCUGUGCGCUGAACUAUGGCCUGGAGACAGAUAAUAUGAAGAACUUGGUUCUGAAGCUGCGAGCGUCUUCCCUCAAUUUACAGAAUUACAUAAGUAGUCGGCGGAAGAGUCCCUCGUACGAUGGGAGCACCUCUCACAGGCCGUGCAAUGAGUUCCUGACGUCUGUGGUGGAGCUCAUCGGGGCUGCUAAGGCCUUGCUGGCUUGGCUGGACCGGGCUCCGUUUACCGGGAUCACUGAUUUCUCUGUCACGAAGAACAAAAUCAUCCAGCUUUGCUUGGAUCUGACUAGUACCGUCCAGAAGGAUUGCCUUGUGGUGGAAAUGGAGGAUAAAGUUUUAACCGUGGUCAAGGUUUUAAGUGGCAUCUGUGACAAAACCAUCCGGUCUACGACAGAUCCUCUCUUGAGCCAGUGUGCGUGCUUGGAAGAAGUCCGUCUGCCUAACGUUAAACCUGGGGAAGGCCUGGGCAUGUACAUCAAGUCAACCUAUGAUGGAUUGCAUGUGAUUACUGGGACCACAGAAAAUUCUCCUGCAGACCGAUCUCAGAAGAUCCAUGCUGGUGAUGAAGUUAUUCAAGUUAAUCAGCAAACUGUGGUGGGAUGGCAACUAAAGAACCUGGUGAAAAAAUUGAGAGAGAACCCUACGGGAGUUGUACUAUUGCUUAAGAAGCGCCCUGCAGGUUCCUUCAACUUCACUCCCGCUCCGCUGAAAAACCUGCGAUGGAAGCCACCACUUGUGCAGACCUCUCCUCCACCCACGACAACCCAAUCCCCCGGGAGUACCAUGGAUACCUCGCUGAAGAAGGAGAAGCCAGCCAUCUUGGAUCUAUACAUCCCUCCUCCACCUUCUGUGCCCUACUCACCCCGGGAUGAGAAGGGGAGCUGUGUUUAUGGAGGACUUAGUAAGUCCAAGCAGCCAUCGUCUGGCCCCAAGAGAUCAGAGUCCCCAAAUUCCUUCCUUGACCAGGAGAACCGAAGACGAAGAUUUACCAUUGCUGAUUCUGACCCACUGCCUGGGUAUUCAGUGGAAACCAGUGUUCUGCCCACAAAAAUGAGAGAGAAAACCCCAUCUUAUGGUAAGCCUCGGCCUCUGUCCAUGCCUGCGGACGGGAGCUGGAUGGGGAUCGUGGACCCUUUUGCUAGACCUCGAGGCCACGGGAGGAAAGGUGAGGACGCCCUCUGUCGGUACUUCAGCAAUGAGCGGAUCCCUCCUAUUGUUGAAGAAAGCGCCUCUCCCCACUACCGUUUCUCCAGACCCUCUGCAGAGAGGCAUCUUGUUCGAGGUGCCGACUAUAUCCGAGGCAGCCGAUGCUACAUCAAUUCAGACCUCCACAGCAGCGCCACGAUUCCAUUCCAGGAGGACGGGACCAGAAAGAAAGCCACUUCCUCCUCCUCCAAGUCGUCCUCCACAGAGCCCUCACUGCUGGUCAGCUGGUUUACUAGGCUCAAACUUUUGACUCACUGA
This is a messenger RNA of Chrysochloris asiatica (Cape golden mole), 1668 nucleotides long. It is a transcript of the gene CNKSR3, whose product is annotated as CNKSR family member 3. Gene Ontology annotation, biological process: regulation of signal transduction. Gene Ontology annotation, cellular component: cytoplasm; membrane. The transcript is spliced from 13 exons. The record is from RefSeq and is a predicted model, not a curated record. The coding region runs from base 1 to 1668 and encodes 555 amino acids. Gene Ontology annotation, molecular function: protein binding. NCBI's taxonomy places the organism in Eukaryota, Metazoa, Chordata, Mammalia, Afrosoricida, Chrysochloridae.